AACUUAAAAAAUAAACGUUUUUCAACAGUUGUUUUCCCUAAAUUACAUUGACCAUAGGUGCUUUUUUAUUUAAGAUACCAUCUCCUGUUCUCAGUUCUCGACCGGUUGUGGAAAAAUCAGGAAACACCGGGGACGAGUUCGCUGUAUUAUUAUUUAUUACGUGCUUAGGUAAGCUACGUGACUUACUUUAAAAAAAAAAACCGAAAAAUCCCAAGACAUCUUUGACCCUAAGGCCAAUUAUUGUUGAUAUUCGCACCCGACCAACUGGCGGUGACUAAUAUUUGCAGUGAGACGGUCUUCGGCGGAAAGACCAAAAUGGAAAACGCCUAAAAACAAAAACAGGUUUCCAACCAAACCCAUUGCCAAUGUCAAGGACGAAAAAUUGCGCGUUGAAAGACAAUAGGCGGGAAAACUGUGACAGUAUAAAUUGCACUUGUGUCUGUGUAAAUUCUUGCGUGCUCAUCGAUUUUCCCUCAUUCACAUCCAGGUGUAGUCCGAAGAACAGCAGUUACCAAAUAGUUCAGAACAAUGGCGUUCAACAAAUACAUUUUACUGCUUGUCGUCUUAACAAUCUCACUCGCUAUCGUUGGGGCUAAUCCAGCAUUUAACGGAGGUUACGGAAGUGGUUACAGAUCUGGCUAUGGUAGAGGAUACUACAGUUACCCUGUAGUAUAUUAUGGUGGAUAUAACAGUGGUUAUGGACGCGGUUAUGGACACGGUUAUGGACACGGACAUCGUGGUUAUGGUCACGGUCGCGGAGGUUACAAUUACUAUGGAUAAUCUCAAAAAAUGAAAUGAUUGUUCAACGUAUUAUGCUUGUUUUUUAGACAUUAGUAAUUACUUAAUAAUUGUCAUGAAGUAUCUUUCUUGUCAGAAGACAUUAUUUGCCCAUUACAAUAUAUUAUGUUACUUUUUGUUAUAAUGCUAUCGACCUCUAAUUUGGUGUUUUUAGUCAUCAAAAUAACAAACAUAUUGUAAAUUAUGCUUUGUUACCUUUUAUUCGUGUAAAACAUUUUUCAGAUAUAUGUAUGUACCGCUAAUAAUUUAGUAAGAUUA
Adelges cooleyi (spruce gall adelgid) is the source of this 1056-nucleotide messenger RNA. Its product is annotated as keratin-associated protein 6-2-like. The record is from RefSeq and is a predicted model, not a curated record. The transcript is spliced from 3 exons. Bases 529 to 780 code for a protein of 83 amino acids. NCBI's taxonomy places the organism in Eukaryota, Metazoa, Arthropoda, Insecta, Hemiptera, Adelgidae.